CCUCUGAAUGGCGUCUUGCGUGUCAGUGAAAGGCAGGCUGGAGCAGGCGGAGAAAUAUAAGACAGAAGGCAAUGAACACUUUCGACAGAAGGCAUAUAGGAAAGCGAUAAAGAAGUAUCACUUUGCGUUGCUGCAAGUGAAGGACAUAUCAGUGAAAGUAACUGCAUCAGGAAUUACCAAAGACGCGUGUAAUCAAACGGAAAAGGAGAAUGCCGAACAGAUUAGUAAAGGAUGCCAUAACAAUCUAGCAGCCUGUUUUGUCAAAACUGAAUCAUGGGACAAAGUUAUUGAGUACACAACUAAAGUGCUAGAAGGUGAAUCACAAAAUGUAAAGGCACUGUUUCGGCGUGGACAAGCAUGGUAUAACAAAAGAGACUACGAGAAGGCACAUGAUGAUCUCACACUAGCACAACAGCUAGAACCUUCAGAUUCAAGUAUAAGGAUACACCUCAAUGCAUGUCGGAAGGCAUUAAAAGACUCCGGAAAAAGAGAGAAACAGAUGUAUGCUGCUAUGUUUAGUUCUGUACGAUAAUCAGAUGAUCUUGUUGAACAGUAGCAUGAUCUAAA
Molecule: messenger RNA, 567 nt
Organism: Corticium candelabrum
Lineage: Eukaryota; Metazoa; Porifera; Homoscleromorpha; Homosclerophorida; Plakinidae
Product: tetratricopeptide repeat protein 9C-like
Exons: 4
Coding region: 8-532 (174 amino acids)
Molecular function (GO): protein binding
Source: RefSeq, a predicted model, not a curated record